Candidozyma duobushaemuli is the source of this 1338-nucleotide messenger RNA. It is a transcript of the gene ULP2, whose product is annotated as SUMO protease. Bases 1 to 1338 code for a protein of 445 amino acids. Gene Ontology annotation, biological process: protein desumoylation. The record is from RefSeq and is a predicted model, not a curated record. The transcript has 3 exons. Gene Ontology annotation, molecular function: deSUMOylase activity. Lineage: Eukaryota; Fungi; Ascomycota; Pichiomycetes; Serinales; Metschnikowiaceae. Gene Ontology annotation, cellular component: nucleus.
AUGAAUCUGACAAAUCCCUUGCACGAUCCUGAAAUCACGUACGACCUCCAUACUGAGCCGGAGGAACCCCAGCAAGAAAAACCUCAAAGGUUCUCCAAAGACGCAAUCUACCAUCUCAUUUCCACCACAUACUCCCUCCUCAUAAUAGCGUUUUUCAAGACCCUUGUGGACAAGGUGAAAAAGAAGAUUGAGCCAAAAGCGGAGCCUGUCGAGACCCAUGUGGAGCCAGCUAAGCCGGAGCCUAAACCAACUCCUACAGCUCCAACGAUACCACUUACGUUCUCUUCAGUGAGAAACCCAGAUCCAUACGCUUCGUUGUUUCUGGUGGACUCUGACGAGGAGCUAGAGGAAACAGGCCAGUACGGCACUUCUCUUGCCAUCAGCAGAAACAAGUUCAAGGCUAGAUCUGAAGAGGACCAUGCAAACCACAUCCUGAACUCGACAUCCAUCUUGCCCAACAGGUUGCUAGAUUCAGAUAUCCAAGCCGACACUGCAUCUGACUUCUUCUCUCCUUCAAAACCCACGGACGAGUACGAUGCUGCCGUGUCGAAAUUUUACCAACCAUUCAAGCCAUUACCCAGCCAGAAGAAAACACUCACUGAGACCAUCUUGGCUGGGUUCCCACUGGUGACCAGCGUUCUACGAGACGAGCAAAAGAAGAUCCAGGACCUCAUCACCACCGAACGUAAAUCUCUGGUUUCGGUGGUUCCUCCAUUGGCCAAGGAUCAGCUAAAUAUUGUACAAAGUUACUGGGGUUCACGCAACUCCAGCGGCCAGGUUGCUUCCGCAUAUUCCAUUGAUUUGACUGUCAGGGACCUCUCAACCUUGGCCGACGGGCAGUGGCUCAAUGACAAUGUCAUUGACUUCUACUUGAACAUGGUCACUGACCAGAACAAACUGGUCUACUGCUGGACCACGCAUUUCUUCUCCACAUUGAAACAGAAGGGCUACCAGGGUGUGGCUCGCUGGGCCAAAAGACGGAAAAUCAAUCUUUUUGAAAAGGAUAAAGUCAUUGUGCCAAUCAACAUCAUGAGCACCCAUUGGGCACUUGCCGUCAUAAACAACAAGAAGCAUACCAUCAGCUAUUUCGACUCAUUGGCUUCCAGAGGUAACAUUGCUGCUGUAGAGUUGUUACAAACAUACAUGACGAAGGAGGCCGAACGACUCCUGCUUCCUCCCAUUGACUACAACCUCAUUGCUGGUGAGAAGACGCCGCAGCAACAAAAUGGCUUUGAUUGUGGAGUAUUUACAUGUACAGUUGCCAAGUUCGUUUCCAGAGACCAGCCUCUUGGCUUCGGUCAGCAAGAUAUGCGCAAUAUCCGCAGAAGAAUGGCAUAA